CCUCCUUUGUUCGCUUUUUCCUUGCAACCUACGCCCUAAAAUCAAAGAUUUAUUUUUGAUUUUAACAUCUUGUGGCCUUUCUAUUCAAUAUCCACAAAAUUGAUCAAUUUAUAUGAUUUCAACCCACAAUCAUUUUAUCUAUUAAUCCCUCCAUUCUGAUCUAUUUUUUUUCUUUUGUUAGAAUUUUGGUAUUGAGGUUGUGGAAGGAAAUGGACGACGUGAAAGACAAGAUGAAAGGGUUCAUGAAGAAAGUCAACAACCCUUUCUCAUCAUCAUCCUCUGGAAAAUUCAAGGGCCAAGGUAGAGUCUUGGGAUCUUCUUCAUCUUCACCAAGCAAUUCCAUUCCUACCCUUCGCCCCAAUCCUAUUUCGAAACCCACUUCAGCUGCAACGAGUUCCACUCCCUUACCUCAGAAAACGACCGAGAGGGCUCACAAACCGAGAGAUGAUGGGUUUGACCCUUUUGAUUCUUUGGUCACCUCAGCCAAGAGAUCUCAAAAUGGGUAUUCACUGAAUGUGUUUGAAUGCCCCAUUUGUAAACAACCUUUUAGAUCCGAAGAAGAGGUGUCUGUACACGUGGAUGGUUGUUUGAGUAACCAAGUUGAGCGUGAUGAUGGAAAUGCUGUCUCAGAAUUGCCAGAGAAUGAAGUUGAGUCAAAUAGUGAAUUGGAGGUUUGUCUUGGUACUUACAUUUCUGGUAAGCCAUCUGAGGGAUCAGUUGAUGUUGUUUUCAAAUUGUUGAGGAAUAUUGUUAGGGAACCGGAGAAUGUCAAGUUUAGGAAGAUCAGGAUGAGUAACCCAAAGAUAAAAGAGGCUGUUGGUGAGGUUAUAGGGGGAGUUGAGUUGCUGAGCUUUCUUGGCUUUGAACUUAAGGAGGAGAAUGAAGAGACAUGGGCAGUGAUGGAGGUUCCUACAGAGGAGCAAAUUAAACUGAUUAAGAAAGCAAUUGUGUUGCUGGAAACACAACUUGUACAAGAACCUCCAAAGAGAGAGAAUUUGGCGUCCACAACUUCUGCUGAUAUAGAUUCAAAGGAUAAACCAAAGCAGGUCGACAGACAGGUGAAGGUCUUCUUUGCUGUCCCUGAAAGCGUUGCAGCUAAAAUUGAGCUACCAGAUUCCUUCUAUAAACUUUCAGUCGAAGAGGUGAGAAGAGAAGCUGAAUUAAGGAGAAAAAAGAUUGAGGAGUCUCAGCUUUUAAUCCCAAAGUCACUUAAAGAAAAGCAAGCUAAAGCUGCCAGGAAGAGAUACACAAAAACUAUCAUUAGGAUUCAGUUUCCAGAUGGAGUUGUACUUCAAGGUGUAUUUUCUCCAUGGGAACCAACUACUGCUCUCUAUGAGUUUGUGAGCUCGGCAUUAAAAGAACCAGGUUUGGAAUUUGAGCUAAUGCAUCCUGUGGUUAUCCAACGGCGGGUGAUCCCUCAUUUUGCAAAAGCAGGGGGAAAUACUAAAACAAUAGAGGAAGAAGACCUCGUACCUUGUGCUCUAAUUAAGUUCAAGCCCCUGGAAACAGAUUCUGUUGUUUUCACCGGUCUCAAAAAUGAAUUGCUUGAAAUCUGCGAACCACUUGUCAAUGGUUAAGCAAUUGCUUCUCUGUGAAACUAUACUGGUUUCUUUCCUUAAUUUUCACAAUUUUCUUUUUCUUUUUCUUUUUAUUGGUGGAGAUAUAGAAUAGAUAUCAUUUAUUCUACUCAUCUUUUAUUUAUAAUUUUGUGACAAACUACUACAUUAUAGUCUGAUGCAUUAUAGACUGGUAUGGCUGAAGGAUGGAUCGAUAUAUUAAGAGUCCCUACCAA
Gastrolobium bilobum is the source of this 1792-nucleotide messenger RNA. Its product is annotated as plant UBX domain-containing protein 2. Gene Ontology annotation, biological process: defense response to fungus. The record is from RefSeq and is a predicted model, not a curated record. Gene Ontology annotation, molecular function: protein binding. NCBI's taxonomy places the organism in Eukaryota, Viridiplantae, Streptophyta, Magnoliopsida, Fabales, Fabaceae. Bases 210 to 1577 code for a protein of 455 amino acids. The transcript has 3 exons.